UGCCAGUGAGCGCUUAAGUUCUGCAUUCAAACCGUGAUGCUUUUUCCUGCUUCUGUGACGUUGUGGGUUUCCACCUGCGUCCUUCCACUACCACCGCUCAUUUAGAAUGCAGCACACACAGGGCUGAAAGUCUCUCUCUGUUUCCCCAUCUCUCCCCAGCCAAUUAGUUGCAACAACAGAGCAUAACGUGGGUUUUCUUUUUCAAUGCAGCUUGUUGGAGGUGAAAGAACUCUGCCUGGAUAUUCUCUGGAAAACAAGACAAAUCAAACAAUCAAAAAUCAUAAAACUUGCAUCAACUAAAUUCCUGAUGAAGGUGCUAAGCAGCUGCAAUGCACCCAAAACCUUAAAUAUGAGUAGCAUGGAGACUUUGAUUGCAUGCCAGUCAGAGGCUGACAUCAAGAGAUGCCACUUAUUCAUGCCAUGUGAUGAUGAAGAUGGGCCAUGUCACCUGUCUGACAGCAAACAGAAAAGAAAGAAAGUAAUAUCUUGGCCAUUUAUGCUGAGACGGAUAACUGCUGGAUCAGAAACUCUGGGGCAUCUUGAACCUGACUCGAAGCUCUCUCUGUUUGACCAGCCAUUGUCACUUGUUUGCAGCCAGGAAGAUAGGCUGCCCAAACCAAUACAGGAUAUCCUUACAAUACUCUUUCUGCAAGGACCAAGUACUGAAGGAAUAUUCCGGAAAGCUGCCAAUGAGAAGUUACGCAAGGAGCUGAAAGAAGAGUUAAACUCUGGAGGAAAUGUUACCUUUGAAAAUGCAUCUGUACAUUUGUUAGCAGUAGUUUUUAAGGAUUUUCUCCGAAACAUUCCUCACACACUCUUGUUAACUGAGCUUUAUGAUGAGUGGAUGACAGCGAUAGAAAAGACAAACCACCAUGAAAGAACUGAAGCCCUGAAAGAAGUUGCAAACAAGCUCCCAAGGCCGAAUCUUCUUCUGCUCAAGCAUUUGCUAUGUGUUCUCCACCACAUCAGUAAAAGCUCUGAUGUCAACAAAAUGGAUUCUAGCAAUCUUGCCAUUUGCUUUGGGCCAACUAUACUGACACCAGAUUGUGACCAAAGUCUGCCCCUUGAAGUCCAGAAAGGGCUGACAGAUAAGGUGAAAAUGUUGGUGGAAUUCCUCAUUGACAAUUGUUCUGAAAUAUUUGGGGAAGAAAUCUGUUCAUUAUUCUGUAUUUCUGCUGAUGAUUCCUUGGACAAGUCAGAAAUGAUGUCUGCAAACCAGCAACAUGACUCUGCCUAUGGGAGUACAGACUUUGAUGGAGAAUGUAAUUCCAGUGAUUCUCAGCCUAAUGAUCUGCCACAAGCCAAUGAACCGGCCAGCACACCAAGUGGUACAGAGUUAUACUUGCAACAACGACUAGCCCAGACUCCUUCUGUCUCCUCAUUGACCCGAUUCAAACAAUCAAUAAGCAAACUGGAUAGAAGGUUCUCUGAACCAGACAUGUUUUCUUCUAAAGGCCCUCAGGAAGGCUGUACGAGGAGCCAGAAGCUAACCAAUAGUGAGGACAAUGUCAUUCAGCAGGAGGAACUGGCAUUGAAAUGUCAAGGACCAACAGCGCCAAUGAUGAGAGAGUCCUAUCUUUCAGGCCUCUAUAGGAACAAAAAGCCACCCCAACUAUCAAUAAAAGCUGACUUGCGCUCAGAAUUGUCAAGUGGUUCUUUGCCGAGGACAUCUUCCAACAGCUCACUUGACAGCACCUCCUCAAUCUCAGACAGUUCUGUUUUCACCAGCUCGCCACUAACAUCACCUUUGGCCAUCCAGAAAAAUGCCAUAACGCGGCCACAGUCCUUUUCCACCAAGACUUCAAAGGAAAGUGACACAUCCAGCAGAGAGCUCAAAAAACAUUCAAUGUCCUUUUCAGUAGCAACUUGCAAAAAGGUGCUAACAAAAAUGCAAAGUUGCAGUGUGAGUGGCUUUCAAGGGGACGGUUUCAAAAAUGACCCUGUGAAAGAGAGACAUCUUUCCUGCCAGAUUAUUCAUGCCACUAGGGCUGGUCAGUGCAAGACACAGUUGUCCACAGGGUGUCAACAGAGGCCUCGUUUCCUGUCAGCUGAUGAGGUGUUUCGACUUGUGGAUCAAAAGACUCCCAGGAAGCCCCCAUCCUAUGAAGAGGCCACCAAAAACUGCUUAGCUGCUAGACUGCCUUCCUACAGUAGCUUAACAGAUCAAAAUUUGAGACCCAGCAUGCUGCCUCUCAACCAUAAGCCCCAUUUUCCAAGGCACAAAAAGGAAGGCCCUUUUCAUGGGAAGCCUCCUGAGAUCAUUGGCUCUAAGGACAAACUGCCACCUGUUGAUGUUGUAAUUGGAAUACAUUCCAGGGCUAAUCUGCCUCUCACCCCUCAAGUCUACCGUCUCAGGACCAUGUCUGGGUCUUAUCAAAAGAACAAACACGAAUACUUGGUGCGGAGAUGCAGUCAGCCAGCUUUUGACCACAUACAGUGUGCUAAAGAAUCCUAUGUUUGACUGGAUCUUUCCCAUUUAUGCCCAAAUGUGUAUGGUACAAUUGGCAUGAAAGCGUAUCUUUGGACACAUAUGGCUGCUUCUAACAUAAACUAAUUUGUUUAUAUUUAAUACAAAGAAAAGCACAAAGGAAUAUGAUUGUUUUUCUGCAAGUGUGCAAAUCUUGUACAUAAUGUAUAUAUUUGUGCUCAUCAAUGCCUGUGAAUUUUAAAGGCACAUUUUUAAAGUCAAGCAAAAGAACUAGCACUUUUAUCUAUAUUGCUUUUAGCAAAGUCAUACAUCGUAUGAGUCAUUAUUUUCCAAGUCUACACGGGCAAGCUAAAGACAUUACAGGAAUGUUAUAGGUACUCUAAUAAAGAAGUCUUUUCUAAGCUAGCACCCUCCAGAUGUGUUGGGUUACAAUCCUCAUUGUCCUCAGCCUGAAUAGGAGUGUUGGCUGGGGAUGAUGGAUAAUAUAGUCUAGUCUAAGACACCUGAAGGAUACCAGGUGGGGGAAAUUUGCUGUAGUCUAUCUUAAUCCUAGAACAAAGUAAAAUUAUUUUUACAUGUCUAGUGAUACUGCUUUGUCUGGUUUUACAUUAUUCAAACUACCAUGGUUUUUACUGCUUCCUUUUCUGAUGCUAUUUCCAACUGAAAUAAACCUCAAUUGUACAAAAUUGUUUCUGCCAAAAAUGUAGGAUCCUCUUUCUGAGUCUUUGUUACCCUUAAAUGUCCCAGUAGAUAAAUAUUGUCUGUUUCAUAUAUCAGUGUACACUAAACAACUAUAUACUUGUAUAUAUGUGCAAGGAUUAUGAUACUUAAAUAAGAACAUACCUUCCUUUUU
Pogona vitticeps (central bearded dragon) is the source of this 3281-nucleotide messenger RNA. RefSeq names its product T cell activation RhoGTPase activating protein (gene TAGAP). Gene Ontology annotation, molecular function: GTPase activator activity. The record is from RefSeq and is a predicted model, not a curated record. NCBI's taxonomy places the organism in Eukaryota, Metazoa, Chordata, Lepidosauria, Squamata, Agamidae. Gene Ontology annotation, biological process: signal transduction; regulation of Rho protein signal transduction.